AGGAUUGAUUCGGUCAUGAUAGCAGUGGUUUUCAAGGAAUGUGCGAUGGCAAGGGGCAAGAAGAGGUUGCGGGAGAGAAGGGAGAAUGUGACGGAGCAAGGAAAGGGCCACAGGGCCACCGCGAGGCUCCCGACUGAGCACCGCAAGGCUGCCCCAGCAAAGACGACAGAAUGCGCCUUAGCUCAUCGAUCCUUUUCCAUAUGUGCGAAUCUGAAUGGCAACUGCAACUACAUCGCCGCGCCCACGUAAGUCCGUUGUAGUCUGCGAGCAGCUUAUAACCCAACUCACUCGCGACCUGUCGGAUACGUUACAAUCCACGUUAAAACCGGUGGCAGCUCUACGAUCGGGGUGUCUGGCUGCUAAUAACAACCCUCAUACUGGUAAUACUAACUACACUAUAUUUCUAAUCGUACGAGAUUCCCGUUCAGCUCAAGGCCACCCAGCUGGAGGCCACCCAGCUCAGAAAACACCAUUCCAGGAAGGUAAUUACUGGGACACUCUUGACACUCUCCUAUCACGGUGUCAGCUGCGUUACUUUGCAUUCGGAGUCCCCUCCUGGUUUUUUAACUCGCUAAUAUACCGCUUAGGCGAAAAUAGGAUUCAGUCUGCAGAGUUGGCCACAGGCAGCAGACAUUGAUUAUUACAUCGACGGCCGACAUCGUACAGCCACGGAUAAUGUUCGGCUGACGAACGAUAGCUCAUACUCGGAAGACUAUCAGUCUGGUUCCUGUGUCAAACCAUUGCCGGAGGUGAUACGCAGAGCUUUAUUAGUAGAACCAAAAAACAAAUGCCAUCGCGGUUUUAGCGCUC
Molecule: messenger RNA, 810 nt
Organism: Talaromyces proteolyticus
Lineage: Eukaryota; Fungi; Ascomycota; Eurotiomycetes; Eurotiales; Trichocomaceae
Exons: 2
Coding region: 215-637 (140 amino acids)
Source: RefSeq, a predicted model, not a curated record